AUGGAAGGACACAAGGAAGAGCGGGCGCCGAAUGAAAUGCAGCAGGGAAGGACGAAUCAUCCGAACCCUAAUUCCGAUCUCAAAGUCAAAGUCAGCUCCAGUGCCAUCCCCGCUCUCUCCACCGGAAAUGUGAUGCCCCAGCCGCCGCCGGGGGCGGGGUCGGCCCCGCCUGCGCUGCCCCCGUUUGGAAACGACAAUAUCGCCUCCGCCGCCGCCUCCCUGCGCGGGUCGCAUCACCGCCGUGCCCAAUCCGAGCUGGCAUUCCGAAUCCCAGAAGAGCUUGACCUUGGUUCCAGCGACACUCUGUCGUCGGGCUUCGAAGAGAUCGGGACGGAGGACGAUCUGUUCUGCACCUACAUGGACAUCGAGAAGAUAGACUGUAAGGUAGGGGCGGGCGGUUCCAGAAGGGACGGUGGGAAUGCGAAUUCCCGGGAUUGUGCGGCGACAUCCGCGGAGAACGCACAGAAGAGGGGAUUAGAAGAAACGAAGCGAGACAAUUUGGCUACGACAGUCUCUUUAUCCGCUGCAGCGGUCCCUAGACCUAAGCAUCGCCACAGUAACUCGGUGGAUAGUUCGAUAAUGUACUCGUCGACAAUGUGCCCAACGGAAUGCAUACUUGGUGAGGUCGGAGAGGCUAAGAAGGCAAUACCGGCUGAGAAACUGGCGGAGCUGGCUGCCAUCGAUCCAAAGCGUGCUAAAAGGUUUUUCUUCAUUUCCCUUUCGAUUUAACAACUCUCUUUGAGUUGCUUCAGCUUCAAUUGUCUCUCUUCCAAAAAAAAUUCUUUUUUCCUGUGCUUAUAUUUUAGGCGAUGGAUUUUUUUUGUCUCUUAUCCAUUGGAUUAUCCCAUGGAUUUUUCCUAUGAAUUUUAGUAAUUUUCAAAGUACUAAAAGUCGGAUUUUUCCUUCCCGUGUAGCUGUUAUCUUUUAUCAUUUUUACGAUAAAUACGCAUGGUUGCUGAUGUCCAUGUUUCACGUUCUUUCACUGUUUUUUAUUUUUUAUUUUUUCUCGAAUUAAUGCAAUAAUUUACCAUUCCAGGGCCUUACUAUUUUCUCUGAAGUAGUUUUAUAGAUUUAUCUUUUGCAGAAUAAUUGGUUAUUUCUGCAUAUCCAGAGGACCUUUCUCCAUGCCCUCAACUUUCAUAUCCUUUUUUCUCGGUGGGUGGGCUAAUUAUGGGUCGCAGACUUCGCUAAAAUCUCUUUAAUACGAUCUUCAUUAGUCUUCUAACCUAGGUCUGAAUUACACAUAGAACUCAAUACCUGCGAAGGUUUCUUUCGUAAGAGGUGAGUGCUCAAUAACAGAGAAUAGGAUCCUAAAGAAGUAGCUAUGGCCUUAGAAUACCAUCAUUUGUAUCCAGAUAUCAUCAUCUCAUGUAAUAUAGUACAUUCUCAUUCUACAUAUCUGUCAAUAUAAAACUGUUGAAACCAGCUUGAAUCUUGAAUAUUGAAUUGCGUUUGAGCACAUUCUCGUUCCAGUAAAUGAUUUACACUGCCGCUAAAAUGUAUGAUUUCUUUUGCUGUUCUUUGAAUGUUCUUUAUUCUCUAUUCCAUCCAAUGUGCAAGAAAAAUUGUCAAAAAAAUAGCAGUCCUCCCUCUGUGGGAAGAUUUAUUUUUUUUUGUAAUGUUUUAAUGGGAUCAACAAUCACCUAAUUUCCGUCAUCCAAUAAAUGAAGACCAAAGAAAUAGCCUAUAUAUUUUUGUAUUAUUCCACCGCAAAAGCAAUCAUUUGAUAUACUCGAGUUCUCCAUUCUCAAAGGAAACAUCUAACAGGUUACAGUGAAACAAAUUUACUCCAGCUGUACUGUCCCGCUACUUGCCAGAAAACUAGACACUGAUUGGAUUGAAAAAGGACUUUGGUUAACGUGUGCUUAUUCCUCAAUCAAUCCAUCGAUGCCAUUCCACAGGUAAAUUUCUCACUGAAUUUAGAAAUAUAUGACGACACUAGAGAUUAAAAUAGCAAUUUUUAAGGUCUAACCUCUAACUACAAGUUUAUUAACCAUUCGUCGGUACUAAGCAUUCAUCCUCACCCAUGGCUCUUCAGAAAUCACUUUGUUCAUAAUGUCAUAUUUUCGUUCUCAGAAGAAGUUAGCCCAUGAGACCUAUUUAGAUUACCACAUUAAUUUUUCAUUUAUCUUAAGAGUCUUGUUCCUACAUUUUUUGGCCAAAUUUUCCUUAGAACGUGGCUAAGCUGCCUUUUAUGCUUCUCGAUCAAUGCGUUACGAAUAUCCUCUUCUUUCAGAAAAUGAACCGUGCCACUCAGAAAUGAGCUUGGUCAGUGAAAAGAUCUACUCCCGUUUGUUUCGUUAGGAUAUGCCUUUUUAAGUUUUGAAAGUGUAUAUGCAUUAAAGUGAUUAGAGUUGCCAGGUUAGUUUCAACAAAGAGUAGGAUUCUGUGAUUCUAGACUUCAUCUGUUAUCUUGUUUUCAAUCACUGAUUUUAAAUAUGAGAAAUAUUACUUCAACCAUCAAAUGUACUGUAUAUAACUUUAGAUCAUUAUAUUUUCUUCCGUUUAUCUUUUUCAGCCAGAAAAUUUUAAUCCUCUGUUCAGACAUCAUUCAAAUAACGUCUGUAUAUGUGUAGAUCCGUCUACCUUCCUUCCCGUGAGAAAACAAAAUUUGUCUAUUUAGCAUUAAUUUUGGAUAUUGGAAAAAGAAUACAAAUACGCAUGUCAAUUCACCAAAUCGUUGAGAUGGGUCAGUGCCGAAUUUAUCUUCUUACCUGAAGAAUCUACGCCUCCUGACUGUGUCCCUCUGUCAAAUAUUAGUCAGCCUUCAAAAGCGGGUAAUUCUUCUGAUCUAUGAAUGCCCAAUGAUCAUUUUUGGGUUGAUCCAUAGGAAAAACUCUGUAAGGCUGUGCAUUAAAGUUCUUUUCUUCAAAUAGCUCAUUUGUUGUUUUCGCAAUUUUAAUGAACAGUUUUUCAACACUACAGAAAUCUAUGCUUUAUUUUUAUUGAAUAUACCAGAACAUAAAUCUUUGUUUUAUCCAGCAUUUUUUCUGAUAAGUAGACUGCUGUCUGAUUCUUAUGUGCAGGAUUUUGGCUAACCGGCAGUCUGCUGCUCGAUCAAAGGAACGAAAGGCCCGUUAUAUCUCUGAACUUGAGCAAAAAGUUCAGGCACUUCAAACUGAAGCUACGACCCUAUCUGCACAGCUCACCCUGUACCAGGUCCAUGCCAAUCCUUUGUGAUAUGUCUUAAACUGAAAUCGUUAAAAUUAGGUUUUAACAAGUAAUGGUCCAGAGGUUAAAUUGGGUCAGCUUAUUGUUGUAAGUGUACAAAUCUGUGGCGUACCUAGUUUCUUCUAUAAUUCUAGAUUCCUUGCUCAACAUUUAAGGCCUAUUUCCAUGCAUAUCCGCUUACUUAUUAUUCAAUGCUUCAGGCUUAUUCUGGUCAUCUAUUUGAUCCUUCACCCUACCAUGCGUAUUUUGUACUAUCCUCUAUUAGAAUUUUACCAUUCACGUUAUUUUUGUAUGUCAUGCUGCAAUAAUCAAAAACACCCAUCUAGAAAGGCUCUGGUCUUAGAUAUUUUGGUUCCUAGGAUAAAAAAUAAUAAUAAUAAAUAUUUCAUUGUUUCAUGUUUCUAUUAUCUUAUCAAAUAUCACAUGGGUGUACGAUAUCUUAAUUACUCAUUUUUAAUUAGUACAAGUGAUAUCAGCUCGAAGUUUAAGGUACUUAUUGCAAUGUUUUUUUUCCCUAGAGAGAUACAUUUGGUUUGACUUCUGAAAAUGCGGAGCUCAAGAUAAGGUUCCAAGCUAUGGAGCAGCAGGCUCAGCUGAGUGAUGGUAAGUACACGUUCUAUGGUGUAAAGAGAUUUUCGGGAGUAGAAAUUUAUAUCCUGUUACUUCCAAAUUGAAAAACAUGAAAGGAUUGGAUUCAUAUACGGACUCAUUUGCUAGUUUUUGUAGAUAUAGGCAAGUUCUGUUCAUGUUUUCUGUGCGAAUUAUCACAGCAAGUGUAAUUAAGUCAUUGUUGUUGAUUAAUUGUGCAUGCAUCUCACGACAGACUGUAAAGUUCUUCUCACCAGAUUUGACAGUUUUUUAGUGCCUCUAGUCCCUUUAAAUAGUGGAGUUCGAUCUCGUCUAUCCAACUAGUUCUCAGUCUCGUUGUCCAUUCAUUUAUCCCACGACAACUUGUCUCCUUAUUCAUCGUGUCAAUUUGUCUAUUAUAUUCUAUUUGAUCCACUUUUCAAUCUGUAAAUCCAACAUUAAGCUGCCACAUUUUUUGUUCUUGGUUUUUGUCUCCUUUGUGUGACUGACUGAAUAACUCGUGGGCUCGAUUUUUUUGAUAUACAUAUUCGAUAACUCUGAUAGUUUUUUUGAUAUCCCUCAGGCUUUCGAUUUGUUCCAUCUUCUAAUUAAUCUUUUUCUUUUUCGUUUUAGUUUGUAGAGUUUUCUCCAUAUAACAUGACUUAACAAUAUGUUAUUCAACCAACACAACCUUCUGAGAUGGACCUGUCCCUCAUUGACUUUUAUGAUUUCUCUUGCUUUGUCUUUUGCGGACAUGGAUCCUUGUACUGAGUUGCACCAUUUUCUGCUCUCAUGCUGUCUUAUUUCUGUACUUGGAUAUGCUGUUCUCGUCCCAUGCCUUUUAGCCUCAUAAUUUUGAGUCAGAGUUAACCCCCAUCAUUAACCCUUGUUGUGACGGUCUGGCUUCCCCAUUAUUCAGAGCUAUUGGCACGCCUGCUAUUGGCCAUGGAUCGCCAUCACAUGUGAGACCUUCUUGAUCUUUAUGAAGUUUAGAGUGGGUUACUUCCAGCCGGAUGAACAAACUCAAGUUCCGAUGAUUUUGACCUGGGAAUGAACCAAACUUGAUUGGUGUGUAAUUUAUUCGGGAAAGGGCUAGCAUACCUAUAUUCACGCCUUUAUUGUUGCUGCACUUGACGGUUACUCUUUGUUAGAUUUAUCCGAAAGGCGACUAACAUCAUUUUUCUUUACGGAUUUCAUAUGCCUUGCCAUUUCAUCUUUUAGAAUGAGGAAAGCCUUCUCCCUUUGGGAGGCCCAAUGCCGUAGAUGCAUCAUGUAUCCCAAUGCCGUAGAUCAUACUUCUCGUUAUAAUUAUCAUAUUGUUACCACAUAUUUUUAUUAUACAUAUUAUGAUUUAAGUUGGUUAUUAUCUAAUUAUAUAUGAAAUAAUACUGUGGUCUAUUUUUAAGCCUAUGAACUCGUCAUAUCUGAUGACAGUACCCUCAGAGUACUGCUUGUAAACCAAUAAUGUUAUAGUAGUUAAUAUUUUGCAGUUGAAGUAUAGUUGUUUGACAUAGAAGUCAGUAAUUACCACAUGUUUUAGACUGAGAGAGUGGACUACGAUCUGUCAUUAUGACAGAGGGCAGCUAAACAGAAUUUGUUUUUAAGGGGUCUUCUAGCAUCACUUUGGACAUUGACCCUUCUCUUUUCGAACAGCAGAGAAAUAUUCGACACUGUACAAUCCAAAAAAGUUGUGAUACCAUUGUAAGUUCAGGUUUUAUCAAUAAUGUUAUGUUUCUCAACCUUAUGCCAUGUUCUGAAGACAAUCAGACACAAUAGAUGGUCAAAUUUUUAAAGGAGAAAUCAUCAAUUCCAUCUGUUUUUUUUUUUUUUUUGCACAGACCCCAUAUGUGAAUUUUCAUGCUGAGUGGUAUAAACAGGUGGAAAAUGUUGACCUUUUUUUUUAAUUUGGGAGAUUUUUAUCAUUCAUCUUUCUGUUCUUGCCCUCUCCUUUUUCCUCUUUUUCGUAUUUUAUUAAUGGUAGGCAGGAGUUGACUGGAAUCAGACCAUCAACGACUGCAAUUUGGUCAGGCGAAUUUGAGAUGCAUUUUGAUGACCUCAGUGUAAGGAGCGGCUGGGUGGGGCAAUUAGACAGGAGAGGGGUUCAAAUGAUAAAGAAUGGUUGAUCAAAGAGUUCUACGGCCCUAUUAGUUGAAGAAUGGAUGAUCAAUAUCACUAGAUUUAACUUAUGUCGUGAAUUUUUCGUUAGAUACGAUGUAAUGUGGUAACGUUGUUGCCUUGCCUCUGACCUGUAAUGGGGUUACUUUCCAUGGAUUUACCUGCGGAUUUGGAAGCAGGGUCAUGAUAUCUGUUCCCAUCCUGCUGCGAGAUCAAGAUACAUUAUCUCUUUUAGAGCCCUGAUAACUUAGUGCCCAAAACCAAACAAUAGGUUACACACUAGAUAUAUUUACAUUUUGAAUUUAUAAACUGGCCCCUCCCAAUGUUCUGAAGCAAUGGACUUGCAGACCGUGGAUAUCUUGCUGUUGCCCACGUACCCUUCUACUUCCUGCCUCUGAAAUUGUCCUGCUUGUCUCCAUAUGUACGUGGAUGGUUUCACCUUGUCAGUUGGUCUGGCAAUACCAUUGAUGACCUGGUUUAUUGUCACAUAAAUUGCAAGGACAGAGACUUUAAAUUGACUACCAAAAGCGGCUACGACUGUUCAUCACUUCCACUUUCGUUUUCCUUUUUAAUCCUUCACGACAGGAAAGAAAUCAGCCGUGAAAUUUGUUUAUUAGCCACCCAAAAAGAUGUCGAACUGACAGAAUCUUGCACCCUGCUGCAGGUUUUGUAAAAACUUGGUGGCAUUUUGUCAUGUAUCUUGGUGUUUGCAGUAUUAGUACGGAUUUAGUAGAAUGAGAAUAAAAUAUUGAGCUUUCCUGAUCCUUUAUCUUCAUCUGAUCAUCUGCUGAACGAUAACGACAGCACUGAACGAGGCUCUGAAGAAGGAAGUCGAAAGGCUCAAGCUUGCAACGGGGGAGACGCUCAGCCCUUGUGAGGCCUUCAACGUGGAGCUGCACCAUGUGUCCUACAGCCCAUCCUUCUUUCCACCGUCUCAUCGGCACUCGGGUAUUUCCCAUGGGAUCCAGCUGCAGCAUCUGCUCCAUCAGGCACAGCAGAACUUACAGAACCACCAGUUUCCUGCGCGGUCCAAUGGCCUCGCAGAUUUCUUGCAUCAAGAUCCCCUUGGGACUUUGCAGGGGCUGGACAUCACCGGGGCUUCGUACUCGGUCAAAUCCGAGAGCCCCUCCAUUUCUGCGACCGAGAGCAGCACCACCUUCUGA
This is a messenger RNA of Spirodela intermedia, 7016 nucleotides long. The record is from the annotation of a GenBank genome assembly. Lineage: Eukaryota; Viridiplantae; Streptophyta; Magnoliopsida; Alismatales; Araceae.